Messenger RNA from Grosmannia clavigera kw1407, 969 nucleotides. RefSeq names its product 3-hydroxyacyl-CoA dehydrogenase. The transcript has a single exon. Lineage: Eukaryota; Fungi; Ascomycota; Sordariomycetes; Ophiostomatales; Ophiostomataceae. The record is from RefSeq and is a predicted model, not a curated record. Bases 1 to 969 code for a protein of 322 amino acids.
AUGGAUCCAGACCACAGUCGUCCUGUUACUGUUUCGGCCAAGGGCAGCCUGCACCCGGACGAGACCAAGUUACUGGUGCUGGACAUCGGCGUGGCCUCGCCGGUUGACCCGAUGCACAGCGGCACUGUCCUGGAGCUGUCGGCCGACGGGAAGUCGAAGAAGGUGUUGGUAACGGGGCAGCGGUUGCCGGACGGCAUAGAUCUGGACGCUGUAUCGGGACGCAUGUUCUGGACCUGCAUGGGCGUGCCCGGCAAAGACGACGGCGAGGUAUUUUCAGCGAACCUCGACGGCUCCGACGUGCGCUCGAUCGUCUCCCAGGGCAUCGUCAACACGCCCAAGCAGCUGACAGUUGAGCCAACGACGCGGAAGCUCUACUUUUGCGACCGCGAGGGCAUGAGCGUGCUGCGUUGCAACUAUGACGGCAGCGACCUCGAGGUGCUCGUGCAGAACGGCGACUGGAAGGCCGAGGGCGUCGCCGACUGCUGCAAGUGGUGUGUCGGCAUCACCGUAGCGCCGCGGCUGAACCGGUUCUACUGGACGCAAAAGGGCCCGUCCAAGGCCGGCAGGGGCCGCAUCUUCAGUGCCCGCAUCGACGGUCCAGCAACACGAGACCGGACCGACAUCGAGCUCAUCCUCGACCACCUGCCUGAGCCCAUCGACCUCGAGAUCGACGAGGGCUCAGAAAUGCUCUACUGGACCGACCGUGGCGAGCUGCCAUAUGGAAACUCGGUCAACUGCGCCCAGCUCAACGCCGUGACCGGGCUCGCCGUCCCGGCCGACGACGGGAAGCCGUUCCACAUCCUCAGCAGACACUACAACGAGGCCAUCGGCAUCAAGCUCAACCUCGAGGCCGGCUGCAUGUACGUCACGGACCUCAGCGGCACCGUCUACCGUUGCUCCCUGGAUGGCUCGUCGAAGGAACGCAUCCUGUCCGACGAUGACUGUGCCUUCACCGGAAUCACGGCGUGA